Messenger RNA from Amborella trichopoda, 1269 nucleotides. Its product is annotated as endochitinase. Gene Ontology annotation, biological process: chitin catabolic process; cell wall macromolecule catabolic process; defense response to fungus. NCBI's taxonomy places the organism in Eukaryota, Viridiplantae, Streptophyta, Magnoliopsida, Amborellales, Amborellaceae. Gene Ontology annotation, molecular function: chitinase activity. The record is from RefSeq and is a predicted model, not a curated record.
AAAGAACAAACUUAUUAAGAAAAAAGAGGGAACAAAAAGAAUGGCUUCUUCUCUUGCUUCUCUAUCUGUCUUGGUUGUGUUCCUAAUCACAGGCGAGCAUGGUCUCGGUGUCUUAGCCCAGAAUUGCGGCAAAGAUAGGGGAGGAGCCGUGUGCGCAGGAGGUCUUUGUUGCAGCAAGUGGGGUUUUUGUGGAAACACUACUCAGCACUGUGGUGAAGAUUGCCAGAGCCAGUGCACACCUCGCUCUUCUACCCCCUCAACACCGAGCACUGGCGGUGGGGGUGGUGAUGUUGCUUCUCUUAUAUCUCAGUCUCUGUUUGAUCAAAUUCUUAAGCAUAGGAAUGACGCUGUUUGCGAAGGGAAAGGGUUUUACGCUUACAGUGCUUUCAUCACUGCUGCCAAGUCAUUUCCUGCGUUCGGAACAACCGGUGAUAUGACCACCCGAAAGAGAGAGAUCGCAGCUUUUCUUGCUCAGACCUCCAAGGAGACCACUGGUGGAUCGCCAGCUGCACUUGAUGGGCCUUACGCAUGGGGCUACUGCUUUGUGAAUGAGAUGGCAAGAGGUGAUUACUGCAAUGCUAGUGCUCAGUGGCCUUGCGCUGCCGGAAAAAAAUAUUAUGGCCGGGGACCCAUCCAAAUUUCUUGGAACUAUAACUAUGGUCAGGCUGGGAGAGCAAUAGGCUUCAAUGGUAUCAACAACCCAGACGCCGUGGCCACUGACGCUGUCACCUCAUUCAAGACUGCCUUUUGGUUUUGGAUGACGCCACAGUCUCCGAAGCCCUCGGCGCAUGACAUCAUCACCUGUUUAUGGACACCUUCAGCUGCGGACCGCUCGGCUGGUAGGGUCCCUGGGUACGGUGUCAUCACCAAUAUCAUCAAUGGUGGCUUGGAAUGUGGCCAUGGAAGCGAUGACAGGGUGGCUGAUAGAAUUGGAUUCUAUAAGCGCUAUUGUGACCUCAUGGGUGUGCCCUAUGGUGACAACCUUGAUUGCUAUAACCAAAGGCCCUAUAAUGGUUAGAAGAAAGAUCAUACCUGUUUGUGGUCUUGUGUUUCAAAUAAGGACAUAAACUCUCAGAGGAACUUUACAGUUAAGAAGUACCACACCUUUCAUAAUAAAACAGAUGAUGCCUUAGCAUCAUAUUAUGCGAUAGUUUCCAUCUUGGGAUUAGGAUUUAAUUAAUUAUUUAGAAUAGUGAGAAAUGGCCUAUUUGAAAGAUAGACUAAUGUGAUCUUGCUGAGAAAUAUGUAUUUUUUAUUUUUUGUGAUCUU